Molecule: messenger RNA, 5592 nt
Organism: Schistosoma mattheei
Lineage: Eukaryota; Metazoa; Platyhelminthes; Trematoda; Strigeidida; Schistosomatidae
Source: the annotation of a GenBank genome assembly
AUGCCAAUUAGUCCGAAUGGUGACUUUCCAGCUGCGCAAAUUAAUUUUCCAGGGUUACCACCGGUUCUUCUUCAAGUCUUACCAUUACCAGGUGUUAAAAUGGGAGAACAUUACACAAUCAACGUUCCGACGCAGUUAAUUUGGGAUGGUAUAUCCAGCGCGUUAGCCAGUGGAGGGACUGUCAAUGGUGGUCCAAUAAUCUUAUCGAUCACACCUACACCUUUACCUUCACAUUCAGUGUCUUCUAUGUCUACAGUACCCGCCUCCUCUUAUACUAUGACAAACCAAACAUCCACACCUAUCUCUUUAUGUGGGCCAUCUAAUGGGUUUAUUAAUCCAACUCUUCCUCAGGUUGGAGUUCCCGUUUCAACAGUGAUCCCUUAUUCUACACUUUCUGUUGGUCCUUUAACUACAACAGUAACUACAACCAGUGUUAUCAAUACUAAACUUCCAGGAGUUAAUAUUAGUCCCCUGCUUUCCAAUCCUGUCAGUGCUGUUGGGGGAGCCAAACGUAUGAGAGCUAUCGCUCCCAAGCCAUCAAACGUUAGUUCUGUUGCUACUUUGGGGGUAAAACCUACAUCUGCUUCUACUACAAUAUCAAAAAGUGGGACAAAGCGUCAUGGUCUAGUUACUGCUAUUUCAAGUGUGAAUGGAAUUGUAUCAAACAGCACUUCCUCGCAAAGUAAUCAUGCUAGCAUUCCAAAUAUUGGAGCAAUUACUGGAGUACCAACACCUCAGAAACUGUUGCAUUCAGCUUCUAGAAAGGUAUCGUUACCCUUAGUUAACUUUAGUUCCUCUUUUGUACGGUCGGGUCGAGGUAGACGUCGCUGUGCUGUUGGACAACAAUCUGUUUCUACUACGUUUGUUACUAGUGCACAUGCUUCGCCUAUAUGUAUAACAAACUCUGUUAACUCAGGGAUGGGGAUCAGCACUGAUACCAGUAAUGUUUGCUCUUUGCAGACCCCAGUUUCCUUACCAUUAAGUAAUCAAUCUUCAUUAUCAUCGUUUUACAGCACACCACCCAUUUUGGUACCACCGACUACGAAUCCCGGAGCAGUUUUACCACCUGGACCCAUUCCACCAACAUUUCUUUUGGUAAUCCAUUGCAUAACUCCUGUUACGUGUACUGUCUCCAUUUCUCCGUCAACGUCAUGUCCGUUAGCUGUUGUUCGGUCUCUUCCAUCUGUCAGUUCUGCGAAUAUAUUUGCUGCCAAUAAUGGACCAACAAUGGCUUCUCUCGAUCCUGUUACCGGGCUUUUAACAUAUUACCCCUCAUCAUGCAUUCCUAUGAAUAACCCAUAUCCCCCUACAAUAUCUUCUAGUGACUCACCGUCAAUCAAUAUAUCAACUGUGUGCUCUCAGCCGAAUCAGACAAUGAGUAUUCAGCCUUCUUCACAAUCCGGACCGGUCAUGUAUCCUUUUCAGACGCAACAUCUCCUUUCUAACCAAAUUGUCCCAACUAUUUUCCCAAAUAUACCUACUGAUAUAGCUGGUGCAAAUACAUUUACGGAUCAUACGGCAUUCUUACAAUCAUUUGCACCUAGUUUGAUGGAUAGUUCUUGCAUAUCGUCUAAUGUACAUAUAUCUUCAGAAUCCACCAUCGUCCAGAGUCAAAUGGCUUGUCAAAAUGCUUUUCUUACGUCAGCGGGUAAUUUUCAUAGCAAUGGUAAUGGUGGAAACAUUCCCAUUUUCCCGUCACUACCCGUUUCAUCGAUUGCGUUACCCAGUUUGGAAGUUAGCACAAGCAUAUGCGAAACCAACGGAAUUGUAGAGGACGAUGCUUGUUUGGCUAAAGAUGACCUCAUUAGUCUUGCUUGGCAUCUAACACAAAUGGAGGAUGACUUUGAGACUCACGAAAAACAGAAUCCAGAUGUUCUAAUAAACCAAACAGAUGAUGAGAAUAAUGGCAUGUUCGAAGAUUUCCUCCAGGUUUAUUCACAAAAUGCAACAGCUUUUAACUUCAAUACGGAUUUGGGUUGCCAGACUCAUAUUCUAAAUCCGUCUUCUGUUAACCCUGAUUCUGACGUUUUAGAUAAAGAUGUAAUUCUUUUGGAUAGUGAACCAGAAUAUAGAACUGAUUUCGAAAAUCGUGAUGAUGGUACGCAGUUGUCUUGUCCAAACGAAGAAAGUACAGGAAAUGCUGAUAUUGAUGCUUUACUUGCUGCAGCUGCUAUGGUUGGUGCUGCGAGUGGAGUUGGAGAUGCACAGUCAGCUGUUGCCGUUCCUUUACCUUCUUCUUCUCUUGCAUCAGUAACUCACCAAAAUACACUUUCCUCAGAAUGCGAUUCUUCUCAUCCGGAAAAUAAAGAUGAUGUCCAUGGUGAUAUCCAUGUAACAUUCAGUAGUUCUUUGCUACCAGCUCAUUCCACUAGUUGUAAACUUUCACCACUUCUUGAUCCUAUUAAUGUUGGCGACUCAGUUAAUGGCUUAAAGGAAACAAAGCCCGACGAUCUCUUACCAAGUGAUUUGUUUGAUGAUUUUCCCAAAACGGAGGUAAAUGAUCAGUUCGCGAAUGAAACAUCUGAUUCAGUUAAUGAAUUCGAUGAUGGUUAUGAACCCACAAGUUUGGCAGCAGUUCUUGGUUGUAAUGCUGAAGAUGCUGCGGAUUUAGAGUCAGUUUUAGGUCAGGAAGCUCCAGAUUUAUCCGAUGGUGGAGGUGUUUCGGAUUCUUUUCUUCAUUCCCUUGUUGGUCCUUCACCUACAGUGGAUGAUUUAAAUGUACAGAAUAAUUCAGUUAAUAUUUUUGAUAAUGAUUUUCACUCUCCGCAUGAAUCUAAACAAGAAACCGAAAACGAUUUAAGUUUCCAUUCAGUCGAUGAUUUUCCUAGUGAUAUUGCUUGCGAAAUGGUUGGAGAUGCAACAAAUACAUUGCCUGUAUCAAGACAAGUUAGAUCCUUACUUCGUGAUGCCGACGCUAUUUCGGUGUCUUCACGCUUUGGAUCACCACCGGGAGGAAGCAAAAGUUUCAAUCAUUUCUUUGAGGCCACUUCGCGGCGUCUUAAUAGGUCAUGCAGGUUCACAUCUGAUAUUGACGACGAUUUCAUUGGUGUAGAUUUUUCUGAUGCAGUAAAUGAAUGUACAACAGCAGAACAGUUCGAUGAAGCCCUAAUGUUGUUAGGACCUCAACCGAAUUCACCCAUUAGUCAGUCCGAAAUGCACAGUGAGAAUACAAUUCCUGUUUCGGUUACUGAUUUCGUUUCUCACAUAGAGGACAAAAUGAAACACAACGAAAAUGCGACAAAAGAUAAGAAACUGUUACGUAUUGACUGCACAGAUCUUAGAAUUGUUGAACCCAAUGAUAUUCAAACAGCUCAGCCUAGAAAUGCAUCCCCACAACAUAAGAUCGACAGAUCUGUAAGAAGUCCAGUUCUAGUUAAAGAAUCUGCUCAACAGGAAGAAUAUAUCCCUUCGAUGCUAUCAUCUCCAGUAAAUGAGGUCAAAGAAUGCACAAUUGAAAGUAGUUUAAAUCACGACAUUGCCGAAAAUACUAAAAGCCAUUUGAUCGACUCCUUAGGUAGCAGCGAUCCAGUUACAUUGGUAACUGCGGAGUCUCAACAAACUGCCAUUGACGAUAACAUUAAAACACAUACCAAUACCACAAUAAACAAAAAUGCAGGGUUUUUGUCGCCUGACAAAAAAACUGAGUUAGUCGACUUAAUUCCAUCUAUAUUGGGAGAAAAAUCUGUAUCACCAAAUAGCUCAACGUUACCUUUACAAGAUAAGCCUGAUACUCAGAGCUCUGUCUCAAUGGUAGACACAUUUGAUAGUUGCCACUACGAUUUCUCUAAAAUCCCUUCACCAACAAAUCCGGUUUACUGUGAUCUUACAAGGCGUCCUCAAUCUGUUAGUCCUAAGUUUUCAUUUGGUUUUGACAUAGUUCAAGAGACAGAAAACGUAUCAAAAUCGUGUGCUUCUAACCCAUUUUCAUCUUGUGACAUUGCCACCUCGACAAUAUGUUUGUUUAAACCAGAUAUUUAUUUCGACAAUAAGGAGCCAUCAUCAAUCUUUUCUUCUGACCAGAAUAUAUCAGUAAAUACAGAAGAUAUGGUAUCCAAUAUUUCUAUUCUUGGAGUUCUUGCUUCAUCAUCUGCCCUAGUGGAGGCAGUUGCAGAAUUGGAAGGUGAUUCUGAUAUUUCACCCAUCAAAUCAAGCAUAGAAGGAUUAGCCUCACUUGAUCGAAUGUUAAAAAGUUGUCAGCGUCGUAGUCAACAAACUUUUGAGUCUACGAAGAAUACUUCUAGCGGUUCUGAAAGCGUUAUGGUUUCAUCUCAAACCUCAAGUGUAUCUCAAAGCUCAGCACCAAAACAACAGGCACAUAUGAGACUUCAAAUAGUGAUUGAUUCCAAAAUAGUUCACAGUGAUGGUAUUCCUGCAAGUACUUUACUAUCAGUCAGCAGUGGUCACUCUUCUAACAAAAGUCUCAAUUUCGGGCAGACGCGAUUCAAAAACUCAAAUAACGUGCACUCCAAACGUGGGAGACGAAAACGUGCAGGUAAUAAAAAACCACAUUUAUCCUACUUAAAAAGGAAUCCAAUUAAAACCAGUUGUAAAUCAGAUCCCUCUGCCCAUGAAAUAAGUCCUCAGAGUGUCGCUCCGGCUAUAAAUGAGUUCCAUCAUUCUCAAAACCAACCAAAUAAAUCUACCAUGGAUAUGACUACUAACGAUCUUUUAGAACUGGCUACAAGACGUCCUCACUCCUUUGGGUUAUCUUUGGCAAAUGGUGAGUUAUCAAAUGUCCCUAAUCCUCCCGUUUCUCCGGAGUUCGAAUGUCAUCUACCCCCUUUGGUACUAGCUACUGGAGCGUCCUUAUUUCCAGAGUCAUGUUUACAUUCUGAUGCUUGUUCAUCUGAUGAUUCUUACUCCACGAUCCCAUCUGCCCAUAAGUUUAAAGUUGAACCAGAUGAAACAGUUGUUGUUAAAGCUAGUCAUGACGAAAAUAUUGUCUCAUCUUCAACACCUACACAACUUCAUACUCAAGAGUCUCGUAAACGCAAAAAACGUGGAAGAUACAUCACUGGAAUAAAGCCUCGUGCCCAAACCCAAGUUGAUUUGCCUACAGUAACAGAAAGACAUACAAAUCACUGGCGUUUCGAUUUUGAUAAGAAUAAUUUUAUUGGAGUGAAUCCUAACUUUUUGAAACCAUUCGAGUCACUGGGUGAAGCACCCUUUGAACGUUUCUUACACGACACAAAACUACAAACUUUUGCUGCAUUAAAGUCAUGUACUGGUGAAACUAUCCGCAGCCUAAAGUCUAACUUUAAUUCUUGCGCUCUUCCUACACUUGCUUCGUUCUGUUCUUUACCUAAAUCGGAUAGUCCUUUCCAAAGUCAUACUUUGUCUUUACCAAUUACCACAGCAGUUAAUCAGUCGAAUUCUUUGUGUGAUAGUAGCUCAAGUCACUCACUUGAAAAAGUGUUUCCAACUGUUUCACCUUUACCCGUUAACAGAAAUGCAGGGAUCGCUGGUAGCUUUGCUGGGGCUGCUGCCUUCCGAGCAACUAGCUUUAGUGCAUUGGCAGCUAAAGUUGAAAAGAAAAAUGUUGGAAAUGAAUUCCACCUUAAUAUACCUCAGAAACUCUGUGGAGAAAUGUGA